AUGUUACUCUACGUACUUUUUGCCACUGCACUUCUGUGCUCCUCUGCCCAACUAAGUUUUGCGAAACAGUGUGUGGAUUUGAUACCAAAGUACUGCAAAGAUUUUCUUCCUGAAUAUAAACCGGAGGUAUGGUGUCAACAGAAGGUGAAGGAAGCGAUCACGCCAUAUGGGAAGGAGAAACUGAGAAACUUAAAGAGGCGAUGUUCAAAAACAUGCAAAUUUUGUUGA
Necator americanus (New World hookworm) is the source of this 228-nucleotide messenger RNA. RefSeq lists its product as uncharacterized. Lineage: Eukaryota; Metazoa; Nematoda; Chromadorea; Rhabditida; Ancylostomatidae. Bases 1 to 228 code for a protein of 75 amino acids. The record is from RefSeq and is a predicted model, not a curated record. The transcript is spliced from 2 exons.